Molecule: messenger RNA, 7043 nt
Organism: Strigops habroptila (Kakapo)
Lineage: Eukaryota; Metazoa; Chordata; Aves; Psittaciformes; Psittacidae
Gene: FBXO16
Product: F-box protein 16
Exons: 8
Coding region: 86-1168 (360 amino acids)
Molecular function (GO): protein binding
Source: RefSeq, a predicted model, not a curated record
AGCGGCCUGGCGGGACGAGUAGGCCGCGCCGCCCGCGGGCGGGAGGACGCAGUUGAUAUCAGUGGACCCACAAUCUCCUGUAUCUAUGGCAUUUGCACCUCCUAGAAACAUGGAUGGCCCCAAGCUGCAGACCAAGAUGAGCACAUGGACUCCACUGAAUUCUCAACUCAUGAAUGACAAGGUAUUCGAAGAAAGAAGAGUCCUGCUUGGAAAAUGGUUUGACAAGUGGACAGAUGGUCAGAGGCGGAGGAUCCUGGUGGACCUGUUGGAACGCUGCUCCCCGUCACAGCAGAAAUUCUGCGCCAAGCAGCUACAGAAUCGAGUCCCCACCGAGGCUCUAGAUUUUACCACAAGGCUUCCUAGAGUCCUGUCUUUAUACAUCUUUUCCUUCCUGGACCCACGGAGCCUUUGUCGAUGUGCACAGGUGAGCUGGUACUGGAAGUACCUGUCUGAACUGGAUCAGCUCUGGAUGAAGAAAUGCCUGCGUUUCGGCUGGUAUAUCAACUUCUCCCCAACCCCCUUUGAGCAAGGAAUCUGGAAGAAACAUUACAUUGAGAUGGUGAAAGAGCUGCAUGUCACGAGACCAAAGACUCCUUCAAAGGAUGAGUUUGUAGUUAUUGAUGUGCAGCCGAUAAGAAGCAACGUCCCAGAGGGAAAACUUUUUGUGCCGGGAAGGAGGACAAAGAAAGCGAAGAAAGAGCUCCCACCAUGGCGUUCAUCAGACAGGCAUCCCACAGACACCAUCCGAUUCAACUACCUCAACAACUACGAUCCCAUCGAGCAGGCCAGACAGGCGAGAAAGAAAGGAGGAGGAAAGACCCCAGACCUUAGCCGGCAGGCAGCUGAGAAAAAAAUGAGGGCAGGUCGUGGAUCUAAUAAGCUCCAGAAGGCAAAAUCACUGCUAUCGCUUCCUGCAGAUCUUGAGGCUGCUCCAAGACCACCAGUUCGUCACUGCUGGGCCACUCACCAGACAACCGGGAACCUGCCCUCCAAGGCAGCAGCAAAGACCCUGGCCCAGAGUUCCCAGUGGAAUGCUGGGAUACAACCAGCAUCUGUUCAAGCUCCAGUGCCAAAGCCACAGGAAGGAGGAAAGACAGACUUCACAAGGAUUAACACCACAUCUCCAUAUCAGGAUGCUGCCCUGUUGAAUACAGUGAAGCUAUUGUAGAGAUUGCCAAUAUCUAAAUUUAAUGCACAAAGGGAAGGAGAUGGUGCUGGCAGUAUGUUUCUGUAGGCGGAGGCAGUCAUUCUGGAUGGUGGGGAUCCAGAUGACAGUGAUCUGCUGCACCAAAAGACAACAUAUGGCCAAAGACGUCACAUCUAGCACUUGCUAGAUCCACCUGUCUGUCACGACUGUCAUCUUGGUAUUGAACACUGGCAUGGGUUUAAUUCACUAAUACUCGGUGGCAGAGCAAGAGAUCUCAGAUCAGAAGUGACAGUGGGCUCAGUCCAAAGUCCAGGGAGUCUGCCAAGGCCUGGACAGAUGCUAAGAGGAGCUGGUGUAGUUGGGUUGGAAUCAGAGCAUUAAGCAAAUUGCAAUGAAAAGCAACCGACUCUAGGGAGACAACAGCAGAGAAAUCAGCUGAUCUGUGAAUGCCUUCCAAAAAUAAGGAGGCAGACUGACACAAUCAAAAAUGAUUUUAGGCCAUUUCAGUCUGGGGUUAACUUGGGCAGUUAUUCAUGAUCAGCUCACCUCUUGUACACCCAGCAUCUCCUGAAGGUCCUCAAUAUCUGCAGCCUGCUGGGCAAGUCCUUUGGUAUCUUUCAGAAGCCCACAACAUUGGUGUCAUUUUUGGUGAAAGUCCCAUUAGUUCACAAGUGGGUUGUCAACAUGAGGAUUGCAGUCUGUGACCCUGAUGACUUUUUAUAGCACAAGAAGGGGAGUGGAUAAAGAACCUGGAGAGAACAAAGGAAAAGAGACUUCUGAUGUGAACUGUCAGGAUUUUCUAAGUGUGGGGUAGCGUGAGGGGAGCUCCCGUAGGGCAGUGACUAUCCAGUAACUACUGAUGACCCCAUCUAGAAGGGACAUAAUGGAGACCUCCAUCAUCCCUUUGGAUCUCACCAGCAGCUAGUGUUUUUAGCAGGUCCAUAGACUAAUCCCCAUGAGGAGGACCCACAGUGCAAAAGAAUGAUCUCAAAUCCUUCUGUGGGGGGUGAAAGAAAGGAUCUAAACACAGCCAAAGGAUGAUACAUAGGGGAAAGCACUGAAAUGAGCAAGGUGAGGCCCAGGAAAAACACAUGAUGACUUCUUCGUGUAGGAAGCAGUACAUAAAUGCACUCUGGCUACAAAAGCCAAGAGAGGAAAGCAGCAAGGAAGUUUACAGUCCCCCAUACUUCUACAGCAAUAUAAGGUACAUGAAGUUCAGCAAGACCAAGUGCAAGGUCCUGCACCUGGGCUGGGGCAAUCCCAAGCACAAAUACAGGCUGGGGGAGAGUGGAUUGAGAGCAGCCCUGAGGAGAAGGACUUGGGGGUAUUGGUCAGUGAGAAACUCAGCAUGACCCAGCAGUCUGUGCUUGCAGCCCAGAAACCAACUGUAUCCUGGGCUGCAUCACCAGCAGCGUGACCAGCAGGUUGAGGGCGAUUCUCAUCCACUCUGGUGAGAUUCCCUACCUCCAGUCCUGCCUCCAGCUCUGGGGCAACAACAUAAGGACAUGGAGCUGUUGGAGCGAGUCCAGAGGAGGCCACAAAGAUGCUCCGAGGGCUGGAGCACCUCUGCUAUGGAGACAGGCUGAGAGAGCUGGGCUUGUUCAGCCUGGAGAAGAGAAGGCUUCAGGGAAACCUUAGAGCAGCUUCCAGUGCCUAAAGGGGCCAACAAGAAAGCUGGAGAGGGGCUUUUGACAAGGGCCUGUAGGGACAGGACAAGGGGGAAUGGCUUUAACCUGACAGAGGGGAGAUUAAGAUGAGAUCUGAGGCAGAAGUUGUUCCCUGUGAGGGUGCUGAGGCCCUGGCACAGGGUGCCCAGAGAAGCUGUGGCUGCCCCAUCCCUGGCAGUGUUCAGGGCCAGGUUGGACGGGGCUUUGAACAACCUGCUCUAGUGGAAGGUGUCCUUGCCCAUGGCAGGGGGUUGGGACUAGAUGAGCUUUAAGGUCCCUUCCAACCCAAACUAUUCUGUGAUCUGUUUGUGAGUGAACCUAUAUCAGUGAGCAGUGGGGAGAGCUUGCCUGCAUGAGAAAACAGGACCACAGGGGAGAACAGGCAGCGAGGAAAGAAAAAGACCACCAAAAAGAAUUAAAAAAACCCAAACAACUACACAAUAAAAAACCAAACUAAAACAAAACAAACAAACCCCCCCAAACAAACAAACAACAACCCAAACAACCCCCCCAAAAGAAAACCAACAAGAACAGCAAAAAACCCACCAAAUGACAGAAAAAAAACCCUGAAGGGAGGUGUUGGCAAUGUCUGAGCAACCUGGUCUUGUGAUUUGUGGGCUGCUAAAAACCUUUCUUUGAAAACCUCCUGAUCUGGGGACUGACUGAAGACUUUUAGCAUGACAUUCAGGACUGGCGUGCGCCUGGGGACCAAGGCGUCAGCAGGGUUUGCAUGGAGGGAAGAGGGCACAUGGAAGGAGCCUCAGGCCGGCUGUUUCCACUGCAUGGGCUGGUUUAUAAAGCCAGCAGAACUGCCCUGGUUCCUGAGGUCAGCACACACAGCCUGGCAGGCAGCUUGCACGAAGCUGUGCGCGCCAUCCUGCUCUCCCCACCUUGCUGGGUGGGUCUGGCAGCAUCCUCCCCAUCCAGAGCAAGAUCCCAGGAUGGAACAGGUUGAAAAGAUCAUUUAGACCGUCUGCUCCUGUUGCUACCUCUCUUGUGCCUUCAGGGCUUUUUGGAGAGCUGAAUUCACUUCCUACAGGAUGUGCUGGGAGUGCCCUGCAAUGUCUGGACCUGUCUCCACCUGGGAUUUUACCUCCCUGGGGGUCUCCCAAGCAUCGUGUGCCAACCAACAGUUUCUCUGUGGUUUGGAGACGGGUUGUGCUCAGGAUACAGGCUGCACAAACAGUUGCAAAGCAUCUAUCCAGACAUGCAUCUUCUGCCAUCAUCUUUCUCAAGCCUGUGGCAGCAGCUGCUGUGCAGCAAGGGGCAUUUCAGAUGCAGUCAGGGGUUGUCUGUGUGUCCAGCUGUGCCUUGCUUUGGGCUGGCUGGGGUGUGAAAGCAAUUCCUUCCGCUGAAUGGUUUGGUGGUGCAUGUUCUCCACAGCAUCCACCUGGAGGAUGUCUUUGCAUGGUUUUGGGGAUGGCACAGAGCACAGGACAGGAAGGAUGCCCAUGCUAGGUACACGGUAAAGCGACUGGGCUAAGAGCAUGUCCCCAGCAGGGACAAGGGGACUGAUUUCAAACCAAUUCCUGUCCCCCCUCCUUCUCCUUAAUCCACUCCCCCAACCACAACCCUUCAUACUGAGUCACUGCCACCUCCUCUCCUCAGCCCUUCGUUACGUGAGCUGAGCUGUGCUCUCCAUUCGUUAUCAGCUUCAUCCACCUAUUACAGCAACUUUUUAUCUUACAUUUAGCUACUAUCAUUAACUGCUUUCCCUUUGCCUCAAGGUCUCCACACUCUUUGGUAACCAUCCUUUCACUUAUUACAACCCCAACACCACUGAGACUUCAUUCCCUGAAUGCACUUACUUCCCUGGCAACAGCCCACGUUCACUCCUUUUCCAUCUCGCCACACAAGUUGGAAGAUUCCAAAAAUCCUCAGGUUUAAUCCAGCCAUGCUCCCACCUGCAACUCUCAUCAACUUCAGUUACACAUCGUCCUUUUCCCCAAGCUUCUGUUUCUUUAGCUCAGAAAAGCAGUAAUUAGGAAAACUUAAUUUUGGCUACAAAGCCAAACUAGAGCACCAAACUCUGCCAUUGCUCCCGGCAAGGAACACCAGAUAAAUGCAGGUGGAGUUCUGGGCAGAAGCGGAUAGGAAAGCUUGGGUAAGAGGGCAGCUGGCAUGUGUGGGUUUGUUCCCCACAUCUGAGCAGGGCUGUAGCCUAGGGCUCACAUUCUGAUCUUGCUUGUACUGGUGGAAUUCAGAUGCAGCAAUGCUGAUUCAUUGGCCUCUGGGGUUUAAAAGGUACUUUCAGUUCUUUAAUCAAAGGCUGAGGCUAAUGAGAGUUGGGCAGAUUCUGGAAAUGCCAAGCAGUGCAGGGAAGCACAUCUAUGAGGAAGGGCACAGGCACAACAGCCUUCCUCUGUACUUGUUUAGGGAUUUCUUAUCAGUGACUCUGGAAGUGCACUGUAAAAAGUGGGUAAAAAACGCUCUGCCCCUGCACAUCAGCAGCCGGGGCACAGGCGGUGGGAGCGCUUGCCUGACGCCAGCCAGCAGCACAGUGGCAGAGGAAAGUGACGGAGACUGUCCCUCUGUAGUUUUUUGUCUCCAUUUCAGAUUCUGACCCAUUUUGUGACCUCAGGAAUGAUUAUGAAGCAUGUUGGAAGUACAUUUUUAUUCUAAUAACAUAAUUGGUAGGAGUUACAUCAAGACGUUAUGUAGGUGUGCUGUUACGUCAACGAUAGAGACUACUUGGCUUGGUACAUUCCUGGACAUUACUGUUACUUACUUUACAGCAUCAUAAAUACAAAUCCCUGGGAACUUUAUGUUUCCAGUGAAUAUGCUCAUUGCUGAAAAAAUAAAAACCUUUGCUGCAGGAUCCCAUAAUUUCCUUCUGUAGCCAUUUGCUGUUUGUAACACAGACCUAGUGCUGAACUGCUGCCACAAGAAGCUACACACUACCUAAUGGAUACAAAAAAAAAAAGGCAGAAACAACAGUUCGGACUUAAGAAGCCACAGAAACACCUGUGAAGCAAUCAGUUUAACUUGGUUCCCUGGGGGAAAAAGCUUGGGAGAUUUACUGUGAGGGUGGCGAGGCCCUGGCACAGGGUGCCCAGAGAAGCUGUGGCUGCCCCAUCCCUGGCAGUGUUCAAGCCCAGGUUGGACGGGGCUUGGAGCAACCUGCUCUAGUGGAAGGUGUCCCUGCCCCUAGCAGGGGGUUGGAGCUGGAUGAGCUUUAAGGUCCCUUCCAACCCAAACCAUUCUGUGAUUCUGCGAUGAUUUGCAAUACCAGAGAAUGAUGCUGAUGAAUGUUUUGGAUGGGAUUUGCCCCACCUCCCUUUAAAUGCUGAAAAGUUAGCUUUCUUAAUCACAGUUAGUCAGUCUGGUCUCUUGCAUAAACAACAGAUCCUAAGAUAUGUGAGACAAUUGCCAUCUGCAUGUUCCUAUUUCAGCUGAUUGCUUGAGAGGUGACCAGCUCAGACUUCAAUAACUCUUAGGCCAUCGUGUUGGUUGAGAUGAACUCCCCCUUCCAAGCAUCCAGGGCAACUAGAAAAAUGAAAGAACAAAGCCUGGGAGAGGGAGACACACUGAUUUACCUCAUCACUGCUUUGGAGCUGGAGUUCACACGGCACUUGACCAAGCACCCCAGUGGGCAGAGUCUCCUGCUGGAUGCUCUCCCUUCGCGUCAGAUCCGUGGUGCAUCAUGUCCCGUGUCUGGUCUUGGCAAUGGUCAAUGUCUCUCACGCCAAAAAACCUUGAAACUCUCAAGUGACACAGCGCAGAAUAAUCUGCUCACAGAGCAGAGUCUUCUCCUAAUCCCUGUCCAUCAGCAGUUGGCAUUUUCUCUGAAUCAUGAUUUCUAGUCUUUAAAUGUUGAGAAUUCAUGCGUGUACUGUGACUCUUCCUAAGAUGUGGGAAGGUUCAGUUUUCUCCCAGCUCUCUCACUCUGGGAUAUGAUAAGGCAAUGAGUUACAGCUGCUGUGCAUUCAGUACCCUUACCCUUAAAAACUGCUAUUCAUUACAUUGACUGGGUAUUUCCCUAAUUGCAGAAAAGACAAAUAAGGACACAUAAUUUACAUUCUCUUAAAUAAUAACUAGUGCCAGCUCUCCAACAGAGCCAUGUGCAGUGCUGUAAUCCACUGUGGGAUUUGAUUUCCUUCUCACUAACAUGACUGAAAAGCUGGAGUUGCCUUGUUUAACAUGGGAAAGAAAUUCUGUCUUCAGUACAGAAGGUUUUUCUUGAAGCAUUUUCCCUGAGCCUCCUUUCUGCCACAUAUUAAAGGCUUUCC